CUCGGUGAUCGAGCUUCUUCCGAGGUAUACUCCGAGCGACCUGGACAGCUAAAUAUCGCUGCAUAUCCUUUGCAAUGUCCGCCGCAUCCCGCCGUAUUUGGGCCCAAAACGAUCAGGUAGAACCAUCAUGAGCCCUCUUCUCAUUCUUGCGGCCCUCGCGGUCGCCCUUCGUCUUCUCUGGUCUGUCUUCACGAGGCUUCAUCAUGCUCAGAAAGCACGCAAGUGGCACUGCGGGGCCAUCCCCUCCUACCCAGGCGACAUAUUCGGCAUCAACACGCUGAAGGAAGUUCUGCGCGCCGACAAGGAGAAACUCAUCCCCGUGCUGUCUCAACAGCGCGUUGAGACGAUGACUGCUCGCGAGGGAAGAUAUGUCACGACCUUCAGGUUCCGCCAGGUGGGCCGAGAGAGCAUCUUCACCUCCGACCCGAAGAACAUGCAAGCCAUCCUAGCCACGCAAUUCAAGGAUUUUGAGCUCGGGACCAAUCGAAGGGAAACCCUGCAUUCGCUUUUGGGGUCUGGCAUCUUCACAACGGACGGCGAAGCGUGGUCCCGGUCCAGAGCCCUUCUCCGCCCUCAAUUCACGCGUGACCAGAUCAGCAACCUCGACCUCGAAGAACGCCACGUUCAGAGCGCCAUGGCCGGCAUGCCCGCCGAUCCCACCACCAAAUGGACACCGGAAAUUGACAUCCAAUCCAUCUUCUUCCGUCUGACCAUCGACACCGCCACGGAAUUCCUCUUCGGCGAAAGCGUCGAAAGCCAAGCCGCUGCCCUCAGCGGCGGCAAGAUUAUCGAAGACAGAUUCCCCCAGUGCUUCGACCGCGCCCAAUGGUACGCCUCGCAACGCUCGCGCUUCGAAAAGCUCUACUGGAUAGUGAACAACAAAGAAAGCCGCGAAGUCGAGAGCUUCGUACACGCCUACGUCGACCGUUUCGUCACCGCCGCCCUCAACAACCCGCAACCCCACGACAAAGAGAAGGGAAACUACGUCUUCCUCUACGGCCUCGCAGCCGCAACCAGGGACCCCAUCGAACUCCGCUCCCAGCUCCUCAACAUCCUCCUCGCAGGCCGCGACACAACUGCCUCCCUCCUCAGCUGGUCCGUCCUCCUCCUCGCCCGCCACCCGGCCAUCUUCCACAAGCUCCGUAAUACCAUCCUCGAAGACUUCGGCCCCUACAACAACCCCCGCAACAUCACCUUCACAUCCCUCAAAUCCUGCCGCUACCUCCAAUCCUUCCUCAACGAAGUCCUCCGCCUCUACCCCAUCGUCCCGGGCAACCGCCGCAUGGCAGCAAAGGACACCACCCUCCCCCGCGGCGGUGGUCCCGACGGCUCUGAGCCAGUAUACGUCCGAAAAGGCCAAAGCGUAGCCUACAGCGUAUUCGUCACCCACCGACGGAAGGAUAUCUGGGGCGCCGACGCGGACGUGUUCAAUCCGGAUCGCUGGACUGAUCUAAAGGUUGGAUGGGAGUAUUUACCGUUUAAUGGGGGUCCGAGGAUCUGUAUCGGGCAGCAGUUUGCGCUUACGGAGACAGGCUAUGUGCUUGUUAGGCUUUUGCAGAGGUUUGAGAGUAUUGUUGAUGCUAGACCCGAUCGGGAGAUUCGGUUUGGACUUACGCUUACGAGUGCGCCGGCGGAGAAUGUCAUUGUUAGGAUGAAGGAGGGGAUUUAGUUGGUUUUUUUUUUUUUGGUCUUCGAGUUUCUAUAUACGGGUUUGUGGGUGGUUGGGGUAGGUUCACAUAUGGGGAGGACAUGGAUGGGCCCAGAUUGCAAAUUCGUUGAAGCUGUUUUGCUUACGUAUA
This is a messenger RNA of Aspergillus alliaceus, 1799 nucleotides long. Its product is annotated as cytochrome P450. Bases 128 to 1669 code for a protein of 513 amino acids. The record is from RefSeq and is a predicted model, not a curated record. Gene Ontology annotation, molecular function: oxidoreductase activity, acting on paired donors, with incorporation or reduction of molecular oxygen; iron ion binding; monooxygenase activity. Lineage: Eukaryota; Fungi; Ascomycota; Eurotiomycetes; Eurotiales; Aspergillaceae. The transcript is spliced from 2 exons.